Messenger RNA from Cryptomeria japonica (Japanese cedar), 1881 nucleotides. RefSeq names its product probable inactive leucine-rich repeat receptor kinase XIAO. The coding region runs from base 1 to 1881 and encodes 626 amino acids. Gene Ontology annotation, molecular function: protein binding. The record is from RefSeq and is a predicted model, not a curated record. Lineage: Eukaryota; Viridiplantae; Streptophyta; Pinopsida; Cupressales; Cupressaceae. The transcript is spliced from 2 exons.
AUGGAAGCUACGUUUUCAUGUGGCAGAGUUGCAUUUGCAAUCAUAACAAUAUUAUGCUGCUUCACUUCCCCUGCAAUUGCAUGCCCCCUCCCUGAAAGAAAUCUUCUCCUCGAUUUCAAGACAGCAGUUGUAGAUGAGGAUAACACUCUCUUUUCCUGGCACGGAUUCAAUUGCUGCACGUGGAGAGGGGUCAGUUGUAAUCUCCGCACAGGUCAUGUUUCUCGCCUGGAUUUGAGUGCAUACUAUUUGGAGGGUAACAUCAGUUCAUCGCUGUUCCAACUUGCACGGUUGGAGCACCUCGAUCUCAGUCACAACCUCUUCAAGGGUAAAUUCAGUCCUCCCCAUAAUCGAAACUUAUCAAAUCUGGUGAGCUUGGAAUACCUCUCUCUUGCUGAAGUGAAUAUCUCUGCAAGCAAAGAGUGGGGUGAAGCUGUUGGCAGUCUACUCAACCUUCAAAAACUCCGCAUGUCUGACUGUGGGCUUGGAGGACAAAUUCCCAAUUCCCUUCUCAACCUCACCUCUCUCCUUCAUCUCGAUCUAUCAGCGAACUAUUUGUCAGCACAUAUACCAGCUUGGUUUGAAAAUGUGACUGGGCGCUUGCUCUCUCUUGAUCUCUCUUGGAAUGAGAAUCUUGGAGGAGACAUUUCUUUCCUUGGACAACGAAACUCUUCUUUGUCACUAACCAGGAUUGUUCUUUCAGGGACAGCCAUCAAGGGCCGAAUUCCAUCUGCUAUAUGGAAUAUCUCAUGCUUGGAGCAUCUUCGUCUUUCAGGUACCAGAAUUGAAGGUGAGAUUCCAGCUUCUAUAGGGAAUUUGUUGUCCUUGCAAAGUCUUGAUCUAUCAGAUACCAGAAUUGAAGGUGAGAUUCCAGCUUCUAUAGGGAAUUUGUUGUCCUUGCAAAGUCUUGAUCUAUCAUAUACCGGAAUUGAAGGUGGGAUUCCAUCUGCUAUAGGGAAUGUGUCGUCCUUGAAGAGUCUUUAUCUGUCUGAUAUCUCUAUUGAAGGUGAGUUUCCUGUCUCCAUACUCAAUCUCUCUAAACUUGUUGAAUUGGACCUGUCCUACAACAUGUUAACUGGGGUAAUCCCACCUUCAUUGGACUCGCUUUCUUCCCUUGUUAGUCUUUACCUUAAUGGCAACGAAUUGAAUGGUACGAUUCCAUCUACAAUUUCAAAUCUUGUUAACUUAAGAAGCCUUUGGCUCGGCUCCAAUAGGUUAAGCGGCCUCAUUUCCCUUUCCGUAUUCGAUAAUCUCACUAGUCUUGAAAGCCUGUAUCUUUCUUACAAUCAGUUGACUGUAAACAUUGAUUCGACAUGGAUUCCGCAGUUUAAGCUUUCCUCUUUGGGACUAGGCUCUUGCAAUUUAGAUAGAAUUCCAUCGUUUCUUGUGACCCAAUACGACUUGAGGGAUCUGGACCUAUCUGCUAACAGUAUCCAAACAAAUAUUCCAUCUUGGAUAUGGAACUUACCCAGCCUUUAUAGUUUGAACCUUAGCUGUAAUCAAUUAACUGGGUCAUUGCCAUCUAGACUAACCUUACCCAUGUAUUUUGACUAUCUAGAUUUGCACAACAAUAGCUUGGAAGGUUCUCUUCCUCUUCCUCCUGCUGGUGCUUAUCUGCUAGAUCUGUCGAUGAAUCAGUUUAAUGGUUCUAUUCCUAGUCACAUCGGUGCGUAUCUUGAAAAUGCAAGGUUCUUAUCCUUGUCGCGGAAUAACCUUAGCGGAGCGAUUCCAGAUUCUAUUUGCACUCCAUAUUUGCAGGUUCUUGACCUUUCAAAAAAUACGCUGAGCAGUGUCAUUCAUCCUCAUUUAACCAGGAAUUGUUCUUCUCUUAGUGUUCUAGAUUUGGCAGAAAAUCAUCUGGAAGGUAAAUUGCCAGCAGAGUAG